GUCCGACAUUUUCUUGCUUGCGCAAGGGCCUCGGGUCUUUCCCUCUGACAGUAUCUCUACUCUCGCCUCCGGUCUCCCGAUCAAAGUCUCACAUGUGUGCAGAUCUUGGAGACAGACAGCUAUCCUCACAACAAUUGUGGACGACCAUUCAAAUUUCUCAUCGUCGACUGAACGACUCCGCGAGCAUCAGUCUCUACUUGGAACGCUCUGGCAGUCUCCCUCUUGACAUCACGAUAUGGUGGUAUCCGGCCACGGAAGAGUUGAAGUUCACCCAUAGCGACGGACGAACCGCGCUCUGGGAGAAAAUCGUUUGCGAAUACCGUCCCACCUUGCAUACACGACUCGAAAUUGUUCUUGGACAGGUCGCGAGAUGGAGAGCAUUUCAGCUCGUUCUUGAAGACUGGAACCUGCUUCAGUCGAACGUUGCGUGGUUCUCUGGAUUCACUGCUCCCCAGCGCACUGCCUUAUGGCUGUCGUACUGCCGCGUCUUGCACUCUGGAGAACCUCGAGGCCGGACGCCUGUGCCGGAGCCGUUGGGUCCGGUGUUCGCGCACGACGGCGUUCCAUCCAUCUCAUAUUGUGUUAUCGAUGGCGUACAUCUUGGGUUGGCGCCACUUUCAGGUCAUAUUCUUACACAUCUCUUCAUCCGAGAACAAAAGGACAGCCUCAACACGCCGUUCCAGGACAUCAUAUCCAUACUCGAGCAUUCUCCCAACAUUCGAACCCUCCAUAUUCUCGUUUGUGAGGGCUUUCACGACCCCCUUCUAGACUCGACCAAACGAAUUUAUCCACCUUCACUCGAGCAGCUUUUCCUCGAAGAUGUCCGGCCAGUCUUUGCCCACUCCCUUCUGAAACAAAUCGUGGCGCCAAGCAUGCGCAUAGUAAGGCUCGGGUUCACCAAUGGGUUUUUCGAUGCCCUCAUAGAGACUUUGUCCGUACCAUACAUCCACUCCGGUAGAUCAGUGUUGCGGUCGGUUGAGGCGUUAAGAGUUGACGCAAUAAUACUGCUACGGACGGAUCCCGACCCUGCAGAAGAAAUGUACCAUGAUUUCGACAGUCUUCGGGUCUUGGUGAUCGAGCGGGCCCUGAGUCGUUCGUACUACCGAUUUCUACCCAGCAUCGUCCGACUCACUCGUUCGUCACUCUCACUCGCUUCCCAAUCCGAUCACACUCCCGCGAUAUGCAUCCCCCGCUUGAGCACUCUCGUUCUAUCCGAUCCGUUCAAUCCGGAUAUAGACGAACUCAAGGAGUUGAUCACUAUACGGCGUGCAGUCGGUGCCCCCAUCAAGAGGCUCCUGAUUCAGAUAGACUGGAUCAUCAUUCCCUAUCCGAGUUGGACGUUGACUGGCUUGCUCACAACGUCGAAGCCUUCGCCACGUUUCGUCCGUCCGGAUCCUCUUAUGCCACGCACACAAUUGAUACUCUACUCGAAACGGUGUUGGAAGCUGAUCUGGCUGCAGAAACGGAGGUUCAUUGCCUCCUCUGAGGUGUUUCGCUCCAGAGUCAGCGCAUAG
Stereum hirsutum FP-91666 SS1 is the source of this 1514-nucleotide messenger RNA. RefSeq lists its product as uncharacterized. The record is from RefSeq and is a predicted model, not a curated record. Lineage: Eukaryota; Fungi; Basidiomycota; Agaricomycetes; Russulales; Stereaceae. Bases 93 to 1514 code for a protein of 473 amino acids. The transcript is spliced from 3 exons.